Molecule: messenger RNA, 8508 nt
Organism: Patiria miniata (bat star)
Lineage: Eukaryota; Metazoa; Echinodermata; Asteroidea; Valvatida; Asterinidae
Product: calcium-dependent secretion activator 1-like
Exons: 25
Coding region: 576-4361 (1261 amino acids)
Biological process (GO): dense core granule exocytosis; synaptic vesicle exocytosis
Source: RefSeq, a predicted model, not a curated record
CAAAGAUGUGGAAUUGAAAAAAAGGGGUGAAAAAAAGGAAUGGCUUUGGAUCUAACGUAAUCAUCAGCAACUCUCUGAAAAAUAUUAUUCUCUCACCUUUUUGCGGCGCGGCACGUGUUUCCCUUCUCGAGCUUACGAUACGGAUGAACGCACUUUUUGAAAGGAAGCUUAGAGCGCAGAGAAAACAAAUCUGAUAGACACCAUUAUAAACCCACGUGGCUGUGAGUCAAGUCAGAAAAUUUAGAAUUGUACAAUAAUAAUAUUGCGAUUACCUACUUGUAGAUAACGGCUGAUGUAUGGUUUUCUCAUUAAUAUUUUUUCGUCAGCAAUUUGCCACGCCCACCCAACUUAUACACAGAAGAUACGUAGUAGCAAGCGCAUGCGCUUGACGCAAGGAGAGAAUUAAUUUAGCAGCCAUAUCAAACAUGGCGAUCGGUCAAAAUGCACUCUGAUGUGUCUGUCGACAAUCCCAAAUUUAACAGGAUACUGGUCAUGACAGCGCGAAAAUUUGGACCACGGAAGUAGUUGAAGGUGCUGAGUAGACUCUGAGGGUACUGUAGAAUACUGCAGGGACCAUGUUAGACCCGUCUUCGAGCGAAGAAGAGUCGGAAAAUGACACAUACGAGGAUGAAACGGAUGCGCUGUCCGUACCGAGCCAGGCCGGGCUACGAACGAGCGCAUCCAGCAAUGACAGCCUGCAGACCAGCGGCGCUGUCCCCGGGGCUGGUGGUCAUCGGGCCUCCGUGGUACGGCCAGCGAGUCCAAGUCCAUCCUUGAUCAGUGAAAAGGAGCGGGAGGAAACAGAGAGAUUGCAGCGGGAAGAGGAAGAACACAAGAAGCGUCUGCAGCUGUACGUGUUUGUCAUGCGAUGUAUUGCCUACCCGUUCAACGCCAAGCAACCGACCGAUAUGGCCAGGCGACAGACCAAAGUUACUCGGCAGCAACUUACCACCAUCAAGGAACGAUUCCAGGCCUUCAUCAAUGGAGAAACUCAAAUAGUAGCCGACGAGGCGUUUUGCAACGCCGUGCAAAACUAUUUCCAGGUGUUCCUGAAGAGUGACCGGGUCUUGAAGAUGGUGAUGAGUGGUGGCUGUUCCUCCCAUGACUUCCGGGAAGUGUUCAAGAACAAUGUGGAGAAACGCGUCCGGAGUUUGCCUGAGAUUGACGGCCUGAGUAAAGAGACUGUUCUCAGUUCUUGGAUGGCCAAGUUUGAUGCCAUCUAUCGAGGCGAGGAAGACCCACGCAAACAGCCACAGAGGUUAUCGACAGCUGCUGCAUCCGAGCUCAUCCUGAGUAAGGAACAGUUGUAUGAGAUGUUCCAGAACAUCCUGGGCAUCAAGAAGUUUGAACAUCAGCUGCUUUAUAAUGCAUGCCAGUUGGACAAUGCAGAUGAGCAGGCAGCCCAGAUUAGGAGAGAGCUGGACGGCAGACUGAAACAGGCUGAAGAUCUUGCAAGGACAAAGAAAGGUCCUCGGUUUAUCGUCAAGGAGAUGGAGAGUCUCUUUGUGGAGGAGCUCAGGUCGGCUGUGAACCUCCUGAUGGCCAAUCUGGAGAGUCUGCCGGUCUCCAAGGGCAACACCGACUCCAAAUACUCACUCCAGAAACUCAAAAGGGCGCAGAAUACAGCAGUCUCUAUGAUGGAAGUGACUGAGGACUCGGAGCCAACGUUGUCCAAGUCGGAUGUCGUCCUGUCAUUCACACUUGAGGUUCUUGUGAUGGAGGUGCAGGGUCUGAAGUUCCUGGCUCCCAACAGAAUCGUCUACUGCACCAUGGAGGUGGACGGUGGGGAGAAAUUGCAGACGGACCAGGCAGAAGCCAGCAAACCUGCAUGGGACACCCAGGGUGACUUUUCCACCACGCACCCCUUGCCUGUUGUCAAGAUCAAACUCUACACAGAGAACACAGGAGUCCUAAGCAUUGACGAUACCCUCCUUGGCAAGAUUGUUACCAGACCAACACCCAACAGCCCCAAGACCCCAGAAUGGUACAAGAUGAACACAUCCAAGCAGUUUCAAGACCCAAUCAAGAUCAAGCUGGCUAUCCGUAUGGACAAGCCUCAGAAUAUGAAACAUUGCGGAUGGAUGUACUGCAUGGGAAAGACGGUAUGGAAGAAGUGGAAGAAGAGAUUCUUUGUACUAGUCCAGGUGAGCCAGUACACAUUUGCCCUGUGCAGUUACAGAGAGAAGAAAGCAGACCCCAAUGAGAUGAUGCAGCUGGACGGCUACACGGUCACCUACACAGACCCAGAACCAGACCUAGAGAGCCAGGGCGGACGUUUCUUCUUCAAAGCUCUAAAGGAAGGCGACGACAUCGUCUUAGCCUGUGACGAGGAGGUUGAUCGCCAGCUGUGGGUGCAGGCCAUGUACAGGGCUACCGGCCAGACACACAAACCGGUACCCCCUACACAGAUAGCUGGUGGCAAAGGUGCCAAUGCUAUCAUCUCUAGACUACAGGGAGAUGCUGACAGAGCUCGCAAGCAUGGCAUGGAUGAGUUCAUUCACAAGAGUCCCUGUGAGUUUGACCACUCGGCACUCUUUGAGUUACAGCAAGAACUGACUCUGGACCACCGACUCAAUGACUCCUACUCGUGCCUGGGUUGGUUCAGCCCCGGUCAGAUCUUUGUCUUGGAUGAGUACUCGGCACGCUACGGGGUCCGCGGCUGCCAUCGCCACCUGUGCUAUCUGAACAACCUGCUGGACCGUGCUGAGAAAGGCACCAUGAUUGACCCAACGCUCAUCCAUUACAGCUUUGCAUUCUGUGCCUCACAUGUCCAUGGAAACAGGCCUGAUGGGAUCGGUACAGUCACCAUUGAUGAGAAAGAGAAAUUUGAUGAAAUCAAGGAACGUCUUCGAGGUCUACUUGAACAUCAGAUCACGCAUUUCAGGUACUGUUUUCCAUUUGGGAGACCAGAAGGCGCCCUGAAAGCCACGCUCUCAUUACUGGAAAGGGUCCUGAUGAAGGACAUUGUGACCCCAGUGCCCCAGGAAGAGGUUCGUUACACUAUCAAGAAGUGUUUGGAGAAUGCUGCCCUCGUCAAUUAUGAACGAGUCUCUGCCUAUGCUAGGAUAGAAGAGAGUUUGAACAGUGAGGAUCUUCCUCCGGAGAAGCGGCUAGAAGACGUUCUCCAUCUCGCCGAGCUGUGCAUUGAUGUCCUCCAGCAGAACGAGGAGCAUCAUGCGGAGCGCGACAAACGCAAAGAAUCUCAGGCCUUUGCAUGGUUCAGCGAUUUACUGGUGGAGCAUGCUGAAAUCUUCUGGUCGCUGUUUGCUGUCGACAUGGACAGUGCCCUGGAGGUCCAACCGCCCGAUACGUGGGACAGUUUCCCGCUGUUCCAAUUGCUCAAUGACUACCUACGCUUGGACAACAAUCUGAACGGUGGGCGAUUCCACCAGCAUCUUCAGGACACAUUCGCCCCCCAGGUGAUUCGCUACGUGGAUCUGAUGGAGUCCUCCAUUGCCCAGUCCAUCCAUCGUGGAUUCGAGCGAGAAAAGUGGGAACCAAAAGGUAACGGGACAGAAACCUCCGAGGACCUAUUUUGGAAGUUGGACGCCUUGCAGACGUUCAUCCGAGACCUUCACUGGCCCCAGGAGGAGUUUGCCAAGCACCUGGACCACCGCCUUAAGCUCAUGGCUGCCGAUAUGAUCGAGUCUUGCGUCAACAGGACAAUGAAAGCGUUUGAGGUUUGGAACAAGAAAGGUCGGAUCAACUGUGAUUAUCGUGUGCCCUCUGAGUUGUGUGUCAUGAUGAACGUUCUGACUGAUGCUAAGGUCCAGUCAGCGAAGCUCUGCCCCGUCUCUAAGGACCAGGAGAAUCACCAGUACCACACCAAGAUUGACGAAGUCGUGAGCAGACAGAGCCAUAAUUUGAUUGAGAGCUUGGUGGUUAAACUCCGGCUCGUCAUGGAGGGCAUGCUGUCCAAGCUAGCUCGCUAUGAUGAAGGCACAUUCAUGGCUUCCAUCCUGUCAUUUACGAAUCCUGGUUCAGAAGUGGCCGAUGACUACGCAAGCUUCGUCAGUGAGAAUCUGGACGAGGUUCGAGAGUGCCUGCAUGAUGAGGAAUUCAUCUUUGCCCUUUUUGACGCCUUUUAUACAGCCAACAUGAAUCUGCUGUGUGACUGGCUGUCAGACCGGAUGGACCUGCAACUCCAUGUGCACCAGCUCAGCACCCUGCUACGAGUUACCAAUAAAAUGUACAAGGAUUUUGAGCUGCACGGCGUGUCCAGCAAGAGCCUGAACAGCAAGACGUACGAGGCCGUGCGUCACCGGCUACAGGUGGAGGAAGCCACCGCCUCGGUAACCCACGGCAACCUGGCCUUGACCAACGGCAGCACGGAGGACGAGGACGAUGAUGAGGAGGAUUAAGGAGAACACUUCAAGAAAAAAAAACAACACCAAAACCAAAAGCCAUCCAGCAAACUAGGAGGCCAUCGCCAAGAUGAGAUAACCAGGUACCGAUGGACGCUGCAAACUUUGGAUUUGAUAAACAUUUUGCAAAUUCUCUGGAACAUUUCUAACUAAUGUGAUUUUUGUUUUUGGGAGGGGGUAGUGUGUUAGUAGCCCAUCACAAGUCCAGUCACAAGUCCAGUCACAAGUCCAGUCACAAGUCCAGUCACAAGUGCACGUAAAUCACAAGUCCUUUUACAAUUCCAUAAAAACUUAACAGGGGUAUGAGCUCAGAAAGUUUCUCAGUUGUUGUCCCUUCUGUUCGCACCUUCACUUGCAGCACACGUAUUGCAAUCUCCCUCAUCCAUUCACUGUAUCUGUUCCAAAGGCCAGUACUGUGAGAUAUUCUUCUAGUUUUUUUUCUCGAACUGCUUCAGUUUGGAAAUCCUUACCAGAAUCCUGUUUUCCACCAACUAUUAGCUAUCCUGGCAUGGUCAAACGAAAUGUGAAUAGAUAUCUCUCUUUCUGUAACUUUAUCCUCUAUACUUUCUUUUGUAGCCCUCACCUUGAGUGGCCUUCUGGCCUUGCAAUAGGCGAUUCCCAUUAAAAAUAGAGGGGGGGGGUAAUAACUGGAAAUAACAAUGACAAAGGAACGCUUUUUCACGGUAUAUUUGAAUGGGUUGUGAGUGGACUGGAGGACUUGUGAUGGACUUCUGAAAACUGGAGGGGGGGGGGGUAGUUUGUGCAUACAAUAUCCCACAGGAUGCUCAUGUUGAGGCUGGUUCGUACUCAGCGGGAAAGCAGUUGCAAUGACAGACUUGAGAUGUUAUAUACUAACGGCAAGUGUUUGUACUGCAUUUAAGCAAAACCUGACUUUAUAGUCAGGUAGUCUUUGUUUUCCUGCAUCAUGAAUGAUCAGAUCCCAAUCAUAUCCCUGGGUACGAACUGGUGUUUUUUUAAGGGUUUCCAUGGUAAUGACAAGUUACUUUUUACUUAGUUAUAUGAAGCUUUUAGUUUAAAGGGAAAAAAAAAGAAGAAAUCAAAUUUACAGAAGUUUCAAAUAUUCUAGAUUAAACUGGAAUAGUCAAGACGAAUUUUAGUUGCAAUUUCUGAACAAAAAAACUGAACAUGACAUUGUCAAAGGGGAUUUCACAUUUUGCCUUGCAGGGGGAACGGAGAAUGUCAAAAGAUUUCUAAGAAUUCUGGGAACCAAAACCAGAAAAUACAGUACUAAAGAAUGCUGCGUUACUUCCCAGAAUAACGGCGUCAUUGCAAGCUGUACAACACAAGAUGCUAGUAGUUUUUGAGAAAAAAAAAGCAAAAGUAAUCACAGUAGUUGCAUAAAACGCUGAGAAAUCUUUCCUGCCCAAAGUUGCAUGUAGUACUCUAAAUUAUUUGUAAUGUAAUCAUAGUUCACAGUACUAUGUCAAUGUACAUUAUGAAACCUGUUCCCAGAAAAUGAGACUAAUGUCACAAAAAUGGGCUUCGGAUAUUAUUUAAUAGAGAAAAGAACUUUGUAUAGACCCAACUUUUGUGACAUCACAUUGAGUGGCAGGGCAGUAUGCAAAGUACAUGUAUGUUUUUAGUGCCCGGGAUUUGGCUAAAUGUCACUUCAAACGUGACGUCAUGAAACUAGGUCUAUAGUCGGCACUGUUAACUUCAGCUGGUUUAUAGCGUUCGAGGAAUAUGGCUAAGAGUUCAGUUCAGAUAAUAUAGAAAAUGGAAACUGCAACUUUAAUUUAUGAGAACAGAAAACAAAGAGUACUACCUAGACGCCCAUAGUUUCCUAGGCUCGCAAAAGCAAAACCAAUCCCAAACAAAUCCAUUGCUAGAAACCUGCCGUAGACGAACCUCAAAAGUGAAAGUGUACCAUAAGCAUGUGCAGUGAGAUACUGACGUGGUUGUAUUUGGCGUGAGACCCUAGUUAGUCUUGAUUCCAGGCUGCAUACACAAAAGUCUUCCUAUAGCCUUAUUUUUAGUGUUACUCCUGAGCUAGCCUCCUCAUCAUCGCCCUCAUCCUCUGCUGCUGUUGCCAAGGCCAGGCUGAAUUGAAGACCACCACCAAAAAUAGGAGGCUUUUGUUUGUAUGCAGCCGCAGAGAUUAUGAUGAAUUUCUAUAGAUAUCUCUUGUUCGGUUGUUUUUGUUUCUGUUUUUCUUUUCUCACAAAUGUGAUUUGAAAUACAUGUAAUAAGAAACCCGAGUCAUUCAAGAUUUUGAUUUCGACAUUUUUUGCUAAGAAAUCGUAAGGUUCAUUUCAACCAAGUUGUCUGCUUUAAUAAUGACCUUAAAAGGACUGUUUGGAGUAUUUAAUUGGAAUCAUAUUUUAAAAAGAUCAAAUUGAUUUUUGCACUGUAUUUUAUUUUAUUUUUAUUUUUAUUAUUUAUUUAUUGUUUUGUGAAAGCUAAAACGGGCUACUUGGAAAAAUACGUACUAUUAAAAUUGUAUUUCUUUUACUUGUGACUUGUACUCAGAUAAUUUGUGCAUAGUACCGGUAAUUAAGUACAUGUAUCCUGAGCAAUAGAUUCACUAAAGCAACUCUGCUGGGCCCAUGUUUAACUUUGGCCUAGGUUCAACAUUGGCCCAGGUUCAACAUUGGCCCAGGUUCAACAUUGGCCCAGGUUCAACAUUGGCCCAGGUUCAACAUUGGCCCAGGUUCAACAUUGGCCCAGGUUCAGUCAGGUUUGGCCCAGGCCCAUUUUUUUUGCCCAGGUUCAACAUUAGCCAAGCUUCAUCUUUGGCCAGGUUUAACAUUGGGCCCAGGUAUAACAUUGGGCCCAGACGCAACAUUUGGCCCAGGUUCAAGGAUUCAGCCAGGUUAAACAUUAAUUUUGACCCAGGUUUGUCGUUGGCUAAGGUUCAGCUUUGACCCAUGUUCAACAUUGGGCCCAGGUUCAACAUUGGGCCCAGGUUCAACAUUGGGCCCAGGUUCAACAUUGGGCCCAGGUUCAACAUUGGGCCCAGUUUCAACAUUGGGCCCAGUUUCAACAUUGGGCCCAGCCACCAGGAUCAACUUUAGCUCUGGUUCAACUUUGACCCAGUUUCAACUUUGGCCCAGGUACAACAUUGGGCCCAGAUGCAACAUUUGUCCCCGACUAAUAACAUCAGGCAUUCAGAAACGUGCCAAAAAAAGCUUGUGAGUUUAUUUGCCAAAGUUGAUCACUCAUACGUGUCAUUUUUCCCCCCUGAAUAAUACUUCAGGCCAUUAAUCAGUUUUGUUCAAAAAUAUUUUGAGUACUUUGCUUUAUGUCCGCAUGGAUAUUUAUAGGUAUAAUCCUGGCCAAAUCUCACGGGGCCCCCAACCCCAGCCCCCAUUCAAUGUUGUCUCUCAUGACGUGAUAUGUGCUCCAUCAGCUGGAGAGAACAGCAUUGACUGGUGGAGCGGGGGAGUGGGUGACGGUGGGAGGUUAUUUCCAAGUGUCCCAACCAUUUUCGCCGGGAUCGUAGGAUAAAAAAUAAGUCUGUAAAUGUUUUGUCAUUUAUUCCAAACGAUAGGUGUUCCGUUCCAAAAAUGUUGACAAUUUCAGUUUAAAUAUUUUAAAGUAUAAAUUACAAGUACAUUUAAUUAUUUAUAGUAUAUGAAGUACAUUAUUUUAUUUCAGUAACUAUUGUUCGAAAAGCAAUAGUUCAGUUUUUCUUCCAAGUCAAUCAAGUAAAGUCUACAAUUUUUUUCCCCCACAAGGUUCAGCACUAUUCUUAAGGACAUUUUUGGAAACUUCAUCUUUUGUUUGCAUUGAAGACAAUACUUUGACUUUUUGUCAUUUCAAACCAGAGAGAAAGUCAAAUUCGUAAAUUUGAUUAAAUUUUGUUUUGGAUAAUAUGUUUCUUCCAAGACUUAAAAGUUAGGCAUUUUGGGUUACCUAAUAACAUAUUCUAGAAGAUUGUUUGAGUUGGUUUUUUUUUUGAAGAAAGGUGUCUGUCCACAUUAAAAUUAUGUGCAUGUAUUGUAAAUACCAUUUAUUGUUAUAUUAACCAAAAAUCUUUCUUCUAAAAUUCAGAUUGUUUGAUUCAUAAUUUUGGUAAAAGUCACUUUUCGACCAAAAAAAAAAUGGAACAUAUAAAAAUCUGACAACUUAUCUGGUUUUGUUUUGUAAUAUUUUCAAAGAAAUUGGUAUAAAUAUAAUCAUC